This is a messenger RNA of Petromyzon marinus (sea lamprey), 8195 nucleotides long. RefSeq lists its product as uncharacterized. Lineage: Eukaryota; Metazoa; Chordata; Hyperoartia; Petromyzontiformes; Petromyzontidae. The record is from RefSeq and is a predicted model, not a curated record. Gene Ontology annotation, cellular component: cell-cell junction. Gene Ontology annotation, biological process: signal transduction. Gene Ontology annotation, molecular function: protein binding.
GAAUGUGGCGAUGUGAUGAGUGGGUCACGCAGAGCUGCUGCCUGGGGGCUCCUGAGAAGAGGAAUGCGUGGCGAGUAGGGGCCCCGGGGGCCUCACGGGGGCCUCACGGGGGCUCCCCCUAUUCUAUUGAUGAACCAUACACACGAGGAUCCCCACUCGUGAUAAGCCUCACACAGAGAUCCCCACUCUUAGCGAUGAGCCCCACUUGCUGAACCCCACACAGGGAUCCUCAAAUGGAGUGUUGACCCUACACAGUGAUCCGCAAUCGUGUGAAGAUCCCACACGUGCACAUGUACGAGCAAGCUGCGACGGUGUGGGUGCCGCGGGCAGGAUGCAUGGGUGGGACAGGUGAGGUAGAGCGGGGUUGGUGGAUAGGCGAGGGAGAGUGGGGUAGGUGAAUCGAGUGGGGAAGGUAGGACAGUGGCGUGGGUGUGGCAGGUGAAGAGAGGGUGGGACAGGUGAGGCGUGAGUGAGGCAGAUACGCAGUGCGCGUGUGUGGGAGCAGUGGGGCCAUGCGCGGCUCGCCGCGCUGCCCUCGCCGCUGGCCCCGUCGUGAAUCCGGGCCUCGUCAGCUCGACUGAGUCACCGUGGCAAUGGAGGCCGAGCGGGCGCGCCUGGCGGCCAGGAUCCAGCGAUGGAACGAGUCUUGCCUCGACCUCUUUGGGAUGAGCACCCCCGAUGAGGCCCUGGAGUUCCAUGCGGUGGUGCGGUUUCAAGUGCAGGCCGAGGGAGCCAUGGGCAGGGUGCACAGCACUUGCGUGCGCGUCACGAGCUCCAGCAACGCCGUCGAUGUCCUGCGUGCCCUGGAAGAGAAGCUGCAGACUCCUCUCGACUCCUACGGCAUUUUUGAAUUGCUCCCUGGCAAAGGUGAGCGGCGCUUGGGACAUGGUGAGAGACCACUUUUGUUGCAGCUGGGCUGGAACCCCAAAGGUCACCAUGGGAGCUUCAUUCUCAAACCAACUUCCCCAUUACCUGCCAAGGUGGACGGUUGUGAAAGCCCAAGUGACCAGGUCAGAGACAAUGACCAGGAUUCCUUGCAGAGCCUCAAGAAUUCCUCCGGCAAGGCCAUUCUGCAGCUGAGGAGGAGCCUCUCGGGGGGCAGCCAGAGGGAGAGGCGAAGGUCUUGGGGAGAGAAGGUGACGCCCCCCGUCAUGCGACAGAGCUCGUAUGGGCCGAGGAGCACGCAGCAGCAUCAGCAGCAGCAACAGCAGCAGCAGCAACAGCAGCAGCAGCAACAGCAGCAGCAGGGGGACUGCGAAGGCGGGGAUGUGGAGGGCACCGAGCAGUGCUUGCCCUACCUCAUUGACGUGACUCCAGGAGGAUCUCAACGCAUUUUCUUUCUGCAUUGUGAGGAGACGGCCAUUGGCUGUGAACAGCACCAAGACCGAUGCAUUCAGGUGCAUGGGCCUGGCAUUGGACCUCGCCACUGCUUUGUCCAUAAACAGGAUGGGGUCGUGACCCUGGUGCCAUGCGUACCACUGAACAACCUCACUUACGUGGAUGGGCAGCCAGUCCAUGAACCUGUGGUGCUGCACAAUGGGAACACGGUGCGCCUAGGGUCGGGCACUCUCCUGCAAUUUGUGUACGGACCUGGCUCCAUUCUGGAACAGGAAAUGAUGGCGUUUGGAAACACGGAUUUCACACCGUCAGGGCCUAUGGUGGCUGGCUUCGAGCACAACGAGCUGGGAUUGAGGAUACCUUCAACGGAAGCAAAAGUGGAUGUGCAUAGACCACAAGCACAGCCCUCAUUGCCGCAAGGGCAUCGGUACGGGCCUCUGGGAAUUGAACAAAGCGAAAUGCAACAAGCGAAGGGGGCGUUCGUGGAAACAGCACCCAGAGCUGUUGGUGCUGGACUCUGCUUCUCAGAAUCAGCCGUGAGCGCGGUGGCUUCGGGAGUCUCACAGCCUGAGCCACGUCCCUGGGAGCCCAGUCUAGGCCCAGGUUUCAACCAACAAGGCCUGGGGGGAUCAGAGAGAGCUGGAGCCAGGACCAGAGCCCAGGAACAGGGGGAUCAUCUCAGCAAGCCCUUGUCAGGACCAGAGCACAGCAAAGUCCAGCUCAGGAAUGCCUUGACUUCGGAGUUAUAUCAGAAACAAGCUGCAUUUGAAUCCAUGUCUGUGGAACAGGAAAACAGAGAGAAGCCUUCCUCAUCUACAUCAGAAGGGACGCUGCAGCGACUCCACGCCUACGAGCUUUGCCUCCCCGUCUACGUGGAGGUCUCCUCCAUCGCCGAGGAGGAGUUCCUGGAUGCGGUGACCUCUACCCCAUCGGACAUCCCGCCCUCGUUCAGCCUGGGACCGGCCUACACCAUCUACUCUGCCUGCCGUUUCCUGCUGUCCAGCCAGGGCAGCUGCUCCCUGCCCUCGCAGCAGCAGCAGCGGCGGCGGCACCAGCAUAUAGCGUAUCUCACAGAGGGAGCGGCCUCCCGCAUAGAGGGCACAGUACAGGCAAGUGGACGUGACAUGAUGGUGAGCGGUUUCUGGAUGGCCAACACCUCAGAGUUGCUUCACUUCUUGGAGCAGGAUGGUGACCUCCGCCCUCUCACACUCCCAGCGCAGGAGAUGCUGUCCUCCGCCGUCCACACAGCAUUCAGCAACCUGGUGGAGUGCUUGAAGACGGAGCUGAGUGUGCGCCUGCCCGUGUUCCUGCAGGACCCACAGACCCUGACUGCUGGGGCACCUCAGAUAGGUCCAGUGCUGUCUCUGCUGACGGAGGUGAUGUCAAUGCUGAGGACGUUCAAGACCAACCCCGCGCUGCUGGUGCAGAUAUUUGCACGCGUGUUCACGCUCAUCGCGGGCUGGCUCUUCAACUCACUGCUCUCCGACGUGGACCUGGGCCUGCGCUCGCGCUACUGGGCCACCACGCUGCAGCGCCGCCUGCUGCCCCUGGCGCGCUGGGCCGAGGGGCAGGGUCUGGAGCGGGCUGCGGCCUGCCACCUAGCACACAUCGUGCAGGCCACGGAAUUGCUGACCAUGCGCAAGUACGAAGUGAGCGACGUCCGCGAGAUCCUCGUCACCUGCUACCGCCUCAACUCGCUGCAGAUGCGGGCCCUGCUGGAGACCUAUCAGUACGCGCCCGACGAGCCCAAAAUACCGCAGGAGGUGAUUGAGCAGGUGGUGAGCGUGACGCGCGACACGACGGACGCGGUGUGGCUGUCCCAGCAGCAGGAGGUGAGUCGCCUCGAAAGCCUAGAGCUGCGGCUGCCCUUCCUGGUGCCCGGGGAUGGCUACGCCUGCGAGGGCCUCGCCGCCAUCCCUGCCGGCCUGCACCAAUUCCUGCAGCCCCUGCUCCUCGCCGGGCUGUGCAAACUGCUCCCACAACCGUGGACGGGGACCUGGACCGUCUUCUUCUCCGGCGACUUGGAUCGCCGCUCCGCUGCAAACUCGCUGUCCGAGGUCUCCGUCAUGAUGGGGGAACCGGAAAUUGUGCAGAUAAACCUGCAGAAGCGACAGGGCCUCGGCUUCAGCAUCGUCGCUGCUAAGGGACCCAGGCAGGCCAACAUUGGGAUUUACAUCAAGUCAAUCAUCAAAGGUGGCGCCGCUGACCUGGAUGGGAGAAUUGCCAGGGGUGACCAGCUGCUCUCCAUCAAUGGAACAAGUUUGAUAGGAAUUUCAGAAAAACGGGCAGUGGAGAUUAUGAUGAAGACCGGAUCCGUGGUGGCACUGGACAUCGCUAAAAAUGCCGCCCUCUUUCACAACUUGGCAGAUACGCUCAGCCAUCCGACGCCCCUCAACAACCGCGUGGUGCGGCGGACGUCCCGCGCAGCGCGUCCCAAGAGCGAGAGCUUCACGACGCAGGCGUGGCAAGAGAGGGACCACGCUCAGGGCAGUGCUGCCCAUAGCCAGGUCGACGUGUUGAGACUGCUGGAGGUUGAAAUCAAUCGGCUGAACUGCCGGCACCGCUCUCCUCUGGAGGAGGAGCAGCUGCAGAACCUGUGGAUUGAGUACCAGUCGCAGCUGGGUAGCCAGCACGGGGCGGUGUCCCAGUCUUCAGCGUUCAGGCCGGCGACAUCCAUGCUGGAGCUCUCUUCAGACACCCUGGUGACACAGGGCCAGUACUCGCACCCAGCGCUCCAAGCCCGGCUCGGACAAGCGCUGCCGGCCUGGUCUGACCACAGCCUGGGCCCCUGGGAGCAGCAUAGACAUUCUCCGGAGCCAAACCAAAUGGAAGCGGUUCAUCUGGGCACGAGCCAGACACGUCACAAAUUACUUUUACACCCAAACUCAAAACAGCGGCAACCUCAGUCAAGUCCACUUUCGUUUGUGACCUCAGCUGGAGCACCAGUUGGCGGCAGAGAAAGAACGACUCAUCUGUCACCUACUGGAGAACCAAAACCUCCAUUUCAAUCCACAAUACCUGGCAUUAAUGUCAACAUGAGAAGUGACGGUGAACGGCAUAACUCCUUAUUCUCAGUCAGUCAGCACACAGUGCCAGAAUUGAAAGCCCUGCAGUUACCCACUUAUCCCCCUCAGUCAGGGCCGCACUCAGGUGGUUUUAAUGCAAGUGUGAAACACAGGAGAGAUUCUCAGCAGUCACUCGUGGAGUCUCAGGUAGAGAUGGAGGCACCGAUGGGAUUGGUCUCCUACACAGAGCCUCCUGCUGGCCCUCACUGUGCCCAGUCCCCAAGUGGUCUCUCCCCAGACCUAGACCCCGAUUUAGCGGCAGGGGGUUUCCGCCCACUGUUAUUCCGGGCACCUGUUCCCCAGGAGGCCGAACGAAGCUCCCCGGUUCCCGCCUCGAGGUUUUCUACAGGAUUCUCUUCAACCUCCGAUGGGAAUCUCAAUCAGCUCCUGCAGAGAGGCUUCUUCGAGCCCAUCCGAAACUUCUCAAAGAAUAUGGACCAGACUCUCAAUGCUGUGCACCAGGGUUUACCCACAACACAAACACACCCAGAUGACUUUAACGCAAAUCCAUAUGACUUACAAAGUACCGUUCACUUUGUGGAAAAUGGCAGUGAAAAUCAAUGUGUACCGAUCCUUAGUCACCUGUUAUCACGACACAAACAAACUGCAAAUCCACACGAGACAGGAGAAUUGCACAAUGAAUUAUCUUGUGAUUGUGAUCGUUUAGUGGGAGAGAGCGGAGUGGAGGACCCUCCCUGCAGGCCCCGGCAGCAGCAGCAGCCCCACGAGCCCACAGGCGCAAGACGCCACGCGCCUGGGUUCACUGGAGCGAGCAUCGGCGAAUCAAAAGGCACAAGGCGAACCACUUGUAGAGUCAUCCCUGAUGUACUUUCUUCCAUCUCUGAGGAGAUGUGGCCUGGAAAUGCCCAACAAUCCACAGCAACUGAGCUAAAUUUCUCAACACACAUCAGAAACCCCAAGAGAAAUGCCUUGGGUGUUAUGGAUGCAAUACAAAAACCCACACAUGACAAAAUUAUUGCAUUGGAACAGACUAGACAGCUUGCUAGAAACGUUCAGGUAUCCCAUGAUGAUGUAGAGGUAUUGCCCAUCAUUAAAAAUAAACGGGACCAGCAUGUAAACACGUCUGCUGCUAAAGAGAGUGAAUGUAUCGAUCAGUCGCCAAGUUCUACAAUGCACAAGUUUGCAGCAGAUGGAAUAAAACCCCAGUUUGUAGAAAAGGUGGACAUGAAGGUUCAAGUACCAGGAGGCAACGAAGAUCCCAGUCACCUCUCCCUGUACUGGAAUGAAACAAAAGCUUCAACAGGACCGGAGCCAUCACUCACAACUGAAGGGAAAUUGCCCAUUUUUAGAUCGCAUGGAACAAAUUCUGCUGGCCCCAUAACUCCUCAACACACCACAACAGACAUUGCCGACGAAAUUAAGUCUGAAGUCGCCUCAGAUGCAGGUACGUCGCAGCGAAGUGAUGAACACAGGAAGUCGCGCUCCCGUGGGCUUCCACGCGUAACGACCGAGACGCUCACCCUAGCUCUGCGGGAGACAGAGGAGUCCUGGGAAGCACAGGCCACAGGCCCCAUCGUCUCACAGCUGCCUAGUGCCGCCGCGCCCUUUGCACCGCAAACCUAUCAGUUUGCGGCUCCCACUGAACACUUGCAACAUAGCCAACUCCGCGUGAGCCCUGAACCUCCAUCGACAGAACCUAAGGUUGGUGAAUUUAGCCAAGGAAAUUUGGAAAUAUCUUCUUCAAUGGAUAACUCACACUUCGAAGCAGACACGAAGGCCAAAGGUUUGACCAAUUUCAGUUCUGGUCCUUCCAAUAAAUUUACAAGAUAUACAUCAAGUUUUAUGGGACAUUUUAUACAGGAAAAUAUUCAAAUGACAAGUGACCAGCUUGAGUCAAAGCAAAGUCCUCCAAAAGUUGAACUAACUCAGUCAAGUGAAGAUGCUGACUCUCAGUGGCAUGUCGCUUUGAUGCAAAAUAAUAGAUCACCUUUAGAUUAUUACUUGGAUGAAACUCAUAGAGAUGUAGAGGUUAUGUUUUGCAAUAACAUUCAACAAGCUCCUGAAUACUCUCAACACUUGAAACAAGUUGCAUUCUACCCUUCCAUUGAGGCUAUGGACCCUCGCGGAGCAUCAGAGAGAGGCAUGGCCGAAGAGCUUAGUCGGCAUCCUGAGGGGCUCGAGCUCCCCGGGGAGGUGGUGCACAGCCAGGAUGCAAGGCAGAAUGAACCAAACAAAAACAACAGUUCUCAUCCUCCACUGAGAUCUCAGCUAUCUUCACAAAUCCCCUUUGUUCUACCAGGAAGACAAUUGUGUAGUGAUAUUAAAACACAGGCAGAUAUCGCUUUUCUUGAAGAAACAAAUCAUGGAGCUUCACCACAGCAGGGCGAUCAUAAACCUCAUGAUGUGCCCAAAGGUGAAAUUUCCAACGCUUAUGCUAAUAAACCGGAGCAAACUGCCGAUGACAGGGUUCUAAAUAAUUUUCAAUUGAGCCCAGUCGAUCAAACUAUUGAUACUCAUUGGGAAAACUUAAUCCACAGUCAGCUUGAUAGAUAUCUAGAGAGUCCACUUUUAGAUACCACUUCCUCGAGUUCUAGUGAAAUACCAGCAGUGCAUUCCUUGGAGGUCCCACUAUUACCUCCAUCAUUGCCCCUGCCUUUAGAAGCUGAGAUGUUCACAGAGUCGGCCUUCCCACCCCCGCCUUCACCAUCUACCCUGCUGGUUGAUGAUUCACCCUGGGUAGAAAGGACAACUGAGGUGGGAUCGGCUAAUGAAUGCGUUCCCUGUAAUGGGGGACACUCCCAUGAGCAUCCAGAUGACGUCCAAUUUUCUAGAGUAACAGCCCAUGCUCUGAGGACCUAUAGCUCUGCUCCUCAGGACCCAGGGGAGGUGUCCUGGGCUUUGGGACGAGCAUCCCUGAGAGACGGUCGACCGAUGAGAGUGGUGGACGUGAGGGAGGGCACUGCUCGAACAGACUUGCAGGUCCUGGACAAGAGAGACUCUUUUCGAGCACAAAAAGUCUCAGGGCUGAGGCUGAACCCAAGUAAAGGCUCAGGGCAGCAUGAGCCUCGUCCACCAGUGGCUGUAAAACCCAAAAGCCUGACAUCUAUGCCUCAACCAGUAGUUCAGCAAUCCGGCAAGUUCAUGAGAUCUGGCGUUUACAAGCCACACAUACUACGGCAACAGCAUUCAAAGCCUGAAGGUUCUGCAGACAAACUGUCCUCGGUAGGGCUGAGAGAGAUCAGGAUGGGAGAUGAACACCAAUAUUCCAGAGACUCUCCUCACCGUCAGCACCCCCCCUCCCCCAGUGAGGCCGAGCAGGACGCGGCUCCCGGGGUGGAGACGCUUCCCUUUAACGAGCGCCUCCGCCUCUUCCGCCAACGCGAGAGUCAACGCAAGCACACGUGACCCUGCUCUCCUCUGACAUUGGAAAGUGGCGAAGGCUGACGAACCACGCACGGUAUUAGUCUCAAAUGCUUUGCCUCGCUCGUACGUCGGACACAGGUAACGAAAAGCAGAUCACUGGACGCAUCCAUUGUUGCUGGUGGUAAACAUCACGCUGCAGAGUUCGUGCAAACACAGCCAGAACUGCUGUGGUUGCACGCAUGCCUUGCACUGAUUUCAGCCGUAUUACGAGUGGUGUCAGGCUCUAGGCCAUAGCUCAAGUACAAGUGCCUUGCCCUAAAAAUAGCUGCAGAAUUUCCAACCUGUGCAUAAUAUGGCUAUAUGAGGGUGGGUCAUGGUUGAGUACCUAACUUUAAGUAAUUUAAGAAAAACUAUACAAAUGUAAAGCUCAAUAGCAAAUAUAAUCACUGUGCAAAAUACCACGUACAA